This is a messenger RNA of Lytechinus variegatus (green sea urchin), 4753 nucleotides long. RefSeq names its product GATA-binding factor 2-like. The record is from RefSeq and is a predicted model, not a curated record. Gene Ontology annotation, biological process: negative regulation of transcription by RNA polymerase II; positive regulation of transcription by RNA polymerase II; cell fate commitment. NCBI's taxonomy places the organism in Eukaryota, Metazoa, Echinodermata, Echinoidea, Temnopleuroida, Toxopneustidae. Gene Ontology annotation, molecular function: zinc ion binding; DNA-binding transcription factor activity, RNA polymerase II-specific; RNA polymerase II cis-regulatory region sequence-specific DNA binding.
GUGAAUUUUGAUACCCUGCAUCUCGUUGUGACCGUGGAUCGUCGUCAUCAUUUCUAAUUUUCUUGGCGAUGGAUGUUGGAGGUGACUCAUCUCGUUGGAUGGUGGUCAAUGGCACCGGUGGUGGUGUGAAUGGGAACGGUAGUGGCCAGCAUCCCAAUGGGGGUUCUGGUGUCGGUAGCGGUGGUGGUGGUGGUAGUGGUGGAACUGGCUCUGCAACAGAUACCAGUGGCCACUACGGCAGCCUCGCUCACCAUCACGGUUCUCUGUCGGGCACCACCGCCGGAGUUUCGGGGGAUCGCAUCCCGUCCGCUCACUCCUCAUCAUCCGUAGCUCCUCUUCAUCUAGGCGACUCCGCACAAUUUGGUGUCUCGCAUCAUGAUGAGGUGGAUGUAUACUAUCACCACACCGGUGGUUUAGACGGCAACACCACGAACCACGUCGGGGCUUCAGCGGCACAUCACGCCGCAGCCAGCUAUUAUUCGGGAUCGGCCGCAGCGGCUAGAGCAGCAGCCAUGCAUGGCUACAGACCUUCACACGCUGGAGUAGCAAGCAGUCAAGUUUGCAGACCCCAUUUCCACACGCCAACGUUUCAGUGGUUGGACAGCGGAAAGUCCCUUCACGGGGUCCAAGGAUCUGGUGCUUGGUGUGGUGGUCCAUUUGGAAGUUCAGCAACUCAUCCCGGUCCUACAAGUUCCUACACGUUACCGGCAUCGACGCCAAUCCAACCGAGUUCGCACGGUCACCCAGGAUCCGUCCCUUCGACAGCUACACAUCAGGGCAACGCAGCGGCUGCCGCAGCAGCACACUACUUCAGCUUCCCUCCGACCCCACCAAAGGACAACACCCCAGAUAACAUAAUUACCCCUGUGAGCAUACACUCGGCCAACACCGACUACGGAACCGAGCUCAAGAACGGGACAUCGUCGACAACGGGCAAACACAUUCAGUGUAAUACGAGUAACGGCGUGAGUUCCUUGGCGUCGACUUCAGCCAUGAGUUCCAGUGCACUAGACUCGGCCUAUUCUCAGGCACCUCACCAUGUUCCUGCGGCUUAUGCGUCGUUCAUGUCUGAAUUGCCAAACAGCGCUCUGAACUUUCACCAUCCAGGAGUAAUGGGGAACAGAGGUUUAGCUCCAGCACCCAAACCAAGAAACAAAAGCAGAUCCACAACAGAGGGCCGAGAAUGUGUAAACUGCGGCGCCACCUCAACACCGCUGUGGAGACGGGAUGGUAAUGGUCACUAUCUUUGUAACGCAUGCGGUCUCUACCACAAAAUGAAUGGACAGAACAGACCGCUUAUCAAACCAAAACGGAGAUUGUCUGCUAAACGAACGGGGACAUCAUGUGCAAAUUGUCAAGCUACCGCUACAACGUUGUGGAGGAGAAACCCCAACGGAGACCCUGUCUGCAAUGCAUGUGGGCUCUACUACAAACUUCACGGGGUCAAUCGCCCUCUCACCAUGAAGAAGGAAGGCAUUCAAACACGGAACAGGAAGUUAUCAUCCAAGUCAAAGAAGAACAAAGGCAAGCUGGGAGUUGAUGGGCUCCGUGCCCUGUCCCCCGAAGACAUGCAUCGGUUUGCUACCUUCAGCGAUCAGGCAUUCGGCGCCGCACACUACCCCCACCACCACUCAUCAACGGCCAUGGACUACGGUAUGACGACGGCGUCGGCCUACGCUUCGCACGCCCCGUCUGUACCAUACCCGACAUCGGGCAUCUGUAACUCGCUCUACCCGGGCACGACGACGCACCACGUGCCGGGCGUACCGUGCAGUUUAUCGUUAUCGUCACCGGCGACCAACAUGGUGGGCGCUCUGGCGUAAAGGACCAAAAUCCAUUACGGACUAUAACUUAAAGAACUUAAUGCGAGCUGGACUCUGGGAGAUAUACAAAUACCGUCAUUUCCUAACAACUUUGAUUUCGCAAAAGUCGACCAGAUGACGGGAGGAAAAUGGAACAUUACGGUACAUGAAAAGUGAAAUGGUCGCUGAUACAUCCAUUGUUUAGAGACAGCAGCCAAAGACAAUCUUAUCUUAUUGCAUGUAGAUAUCUGUACAAAUGUGUAUAAAGCCUAUUUGUAGAAGUAGAGUGUAAGUAAUUUUUUAAACAAGUAUUCAUCGUGUGGAAUCAUUUUCUCCUCGUUUAUUCAGCUCCCAUUCUUACUUGCCAAAUUACCUAGCUAUGAACUGAAUGAGAGACAAUGUUAAGUCCGUUGCCGCGAAGAAGAUACCAAGAAAUUUUACAUUUAUUUUGUUUUAUACAGCCUUCCCUGCCACGGUUUUUUUAUAUUUUUUUUUCUUGAUGUACGAAUAAUUUAGAUACAAAUUUAAAUUGAUAUCGUCAUCUCUUAUAAGCCAGCCAUCACUGCCUUUAUGUUUUAAGAGAUAUACUAAUUUCAUGAGCGGUUAGUUCAAAACGAGCAGUGCAGUUCUUUGGAAUAGGUGAUGGAAAUUUGUCGCUAGAUGGCGGUAUUCGUUUCCGAGUUUGCUUCGCCAUGAAUCUCGCCGACAUCAUGUGAAUUUUGGAGAAGCUAAGCUGUUAACAUUUUAUAGUUCACUAAUCCCAAAAUUUCUAACAGGAUCUUGGGGGAAAGGGGCGUUGCAAACAUUCGUUAAAUGACGCAAAGCAUAAUGUAAUACUGACUACAGUAAACCAAAUCACAAAGGUGAUUUUUGUUGUUGUUGCAUGUUUGUAAAUGAUCAUAAUUUAUAUUUAAACAAUUUACAACUUUUGAAUGGUUAGCAUGUGCUUUGCAGAUACGAAAUGAAUGAUAUUAUGAUAUACACAAGAUCCUGUUAUUUAUCAGAACAAUUGCGCCAUACACCAUCUGUACAUGACACGUCUAUACCUAUUUCGUUCGCUGCCGCCAUGUUGUCAUUCUGGUAUGAGUCGGUAAAAGUUAUCACUUUUGCACAGUAAUAUGUAUCAUAUGGCUGUUUUUUUUUCAUUGAUGUUUAAAAUUUAUUGGGUAUUUUUUUGCACCCAUCGUUUUGUAAACUAAAAUAUCAUUUGGUUUUCACAGUUCGAUAAUAACAUUAUUUACAUUUUUUUAUCAUACCCGGAGUAUUUCUCAUUCAAAAUUAGGUGUUCUCACAAUAUUGCUUAUUAUUUUUUUAAAUUAAUGUAUCAGUAUUAUUUAUAUCAAAAUGUUCCCAGAAACUGUUCGUAUUAUCCGUGUGAAUUACGUUGUACUUAAAAUACAAAUGAUGUACUUAGAAAUAUAACCAUACCCACCUAGCUAAUCAGAAUGGUGUCCACCUUCAGAGAUAAUGGUGGAAUAUCUCUUGUUUAAUAAAAUUUUUUGUUUUCGUUAUUACGUGUAAAUCAUUACCUCAAGAUCACAUCGGGUAUAAAAGAACAAUAAAUAGCAGAGAGAAAUAGGCAUUAUAACAACGGAGGAAUCGGCACUACAAAUUAUUUUGAAAAAUAUGUAAAUGGACACGAAAGGACAAAAAAAUAACAGAAAAAACCCAACAAAAUACACAUACUUAAUAACAUUCACACUCGCAAUACCCAUUUAAAUAAAGUAACCAAAAGAGAGAAAACUUAAAAUAUUAGCUACAGGGACAACAACAAUAACAAUGAUAUAAAUAAUUAGAACUGUAUUCAAUACAGAAGAAAGAAAAUCAACGACCCCUUCAACUAUAAAAUUUAGUAUAACAGAUAUGCUACAACCAUGACAACGGCAACAGCUUGAACACUGUUGAAAGGAACACUAAACGGGUUUUGACACUUAUUCUUUCUCUUCGUUAGAAAUAAGUUGUAUUUUUCUAGACCUAAGGUGGAUUUACCAUCGCUCUUUAUAUUGGACUGUAACUUAAUUUUUGUAUGAAACUAUUUAUUUCACUACCCCCUUUCAACUAAUGUAAAUAUCAUGUUCCGUUGUCAUCUCUAAUUAUCUCGUCAUAGUUUCGAACGUUAGCAUUUCUCAAACGGGCUAAUCUUAUCAACUGAUGCCUUUAUCUUUUCUUUUUAUUAUUAAAUAAAUGAAUUUUCUGAUUUUUGUGCACAGUAGAAAUCUGUGAUGUUUAAACAUGUUUUGUCCUGGUUUGUCAUGCCCAUCUGUAUCGGGUGAAUGCAAAAGUACACAUACAAUGUGAGUAUUUCAGUAUGUAACUCCGAAAAUGUCAGUCAUUGGUUCUUUUAAGUAUGAACAGACGGCCAGUAUAACACUGCUAUAGCUUAUUGUUUCGUGACAGACCAAAGAGUUUGUGUGGAUGUGUUUCUACAUCAACAGUUACUCUGCUAGAUUUUAUCCAAAUUGUAAUGUAUGCUUUGAUAAUUUCGAGUUUGUACAUGGAUUUUACUUUUUUGAGUCAAAAGAUUGGUUCUUCGGAAUGAUUUACGUAAACACAAGGAUCACCCCCUCCCCCGGAAAAAGGAAAUAAUUAAUUUUUAUUCUUUGAUAAUUCUCAUCCAAUUAAAAUUUGAAUAUUCGAAUUGAUUUUACUUUUAAGCCUACAUAAAGAUUUUUAAAGUAACGAUCAACAGACAAGGAUCAACAACAACAGCAACAAAGAAAACCGCCAUAAAUUUAAUUCAUAAUUGUAUUUGUAUUCCUGGGGAGUUACUAUGGCUGUUACCAUGGUUGCGAUAGUUGAAUAUGUCACCAAACAAAUGAAAUUGUACAAACGUAUUAUUAAUUGGUUUGUGUGCCAUAUAGAGGUUAUUGUUUCAUGAUCAUCUAUACAGUGUUUCUGUAUAAAUAAAUGCGCAUAUAUUUAAAUGAGCGAUUAAAUCUAUUCCAAAUAUA